Molecule: messenger RNA, 783 nt
Organism: Pygocentrus nattereri (red-bellied piranha)
Lineage: Eukaryota; Metazoa; Chordata; Actinopteri; Characiformes; Serrasalmidae
Exons: 6
Coding region: 1-783 (260 amino acids)
Source: RefSeq, a predicted model, not a curated record
AUGGAGAGAUCAAGAGCUGUUCUCCUCACUCUCGCCUGUGUUUUGUUCUCCAGGACCUCUGGAACAGAAGUGGAGAUGAGAGUCAGACCAGGAGACAACGUGGUCCUCUAUAGUGACUGUGUUUGGAAGAUUGGAAUAACAGUGUGGUUAACAAAUUCCUCCAAUGAGCAGCAGCCUCCUCUUAUUAUAACUCCAGAUGAUUUGAAACAGGGAGCUUUUUCCCAUCAUGCUUUUGUGUGGAAUCACUACAAUGGAACUCAUGAUCUGCUGGUGAAGAACGUCACUGAAUCAGACCUGGGUUUGUACUACUGCGCUCGCCGACAGAGAAAGCUCACUGCAGCUGGAGAUUUACAACAUGUUUACCAUUAUGGAAACAGAACCACUCGACUCGCUCUCCUGGACUCGACUGCUCCUUGUGCUGAUCUCCAGACCCCCUCCACCCCUCCUGUAUCAGACUGUAGCGUCUGCUGGAAGCUGCUGGUCAGUGUGUGUCCUGUGUGUGUUCUCCUGUCCUCCACCUGUCUGUACUGCAUCUACAGACACACAAAUAAAGGUGAGAAAAAUGACCAUGAACUGGAGAACAGGAAAAAAGAGGAUCAGAAAAGAACAACGUAUGAUGAGGUUGGAGGCGAUGAGAUUAUUUACGCUCCGUUGGACGUCAUGAGCAGAGGACAGAAAUGUGUAAAGAAAAACAGAGACCAGCGCUCGGAUAUCUGUACAUAUUCUGAGACGGGAGUUUCAGGCCUGGGUAAAGUAGAGAAACUGAUCCAGGAUCUGAUGUAA